Lycium barbarum (goji berry) is the source of this 780-nucleotide messenger RNA. RefSeq names its product SKP1-like protein 11. The transcript has a single exon. The record is from RefSeq and is a predicted model, not a curated record. Gene Ontology annotation, cellular component: cytoplasm; nucleus. The coding region runs from base 160 to 654 and encodes 164 amino acids. Gene Ontology annotation, molecular function: cullin family protein binding. Lineage: Eukaryota; Viridiplantae; Streptophyta; Magnoliopsida; Solanales; Solanaceae. Gene Ontology annotation, biological process: SCF-dependent proteasomal ubiquitin-dependent protein catabolic process.
ACCAAUAUAGACAAGGGAAAGUGGAAAACGAGAAAAGAAAAAAAUCAAUCACUAUAAAUACACUACUUCACCUGUUUACACAUAUUCUGUCUUUAGGUGUUUUUUUUCUAGAGUUUUUAAUUUCUUCCUCUCGAUUUCCCUUAAAGUCACAGUCAAUCAAUGGCAUCAUCAUCAGCAGCAACGGAGCAGAAAAAAAUGUUGAUAUUGAAAUCCUCCGACGGCGAAGAAUUUGAAUUGGAAGAAUCCGUCGCCGUUCAAUGUGGAACCAUCAAAAACAUGGUGGAGGAAGAUUUCAGCCAUAUCCCGCUUCCAAACGUUGAUGCCAAAACCCUAAGCAAAAUUAUGGAAUACAUGAAGAAGCACGCCGAGACUGAUUCGAACGAAGAAGAAAUCAAAGAUUUUGACAAGAAAUUCGUGCAAGGUACCAUCAACGACUUGUUUGAACUUGUACUGGCAGCAAAUUACCUUCACAAUAGUGGUUUGAUGGAUCUGUUGUGCCGGUCGAUUGCCGAUAGAAUUAAGGACAAGUCGGUAAAAGCUGUUCGGGAGAUAUUCAAUGUCACUAGUGAUUACACACCAAAGGAAGAAGCAGAGGUUCGUAAGGAACAUCUAUGGGCGCAUGAAGAAGGAGAAUUUGACGAAUCUCUUGAUUAGAUUAAUUUGUGUUUAUGUUUCUAGGUUUCAAUAAUUAGGGUUUUUAAUUAGUUUCUCGAAACUUCUAUGCUUAUUAUGGUUUUUAAUUGCUUAAUAUUAUAUAGAUUGACUCCUGGAUUCAAGUUU